UGCUCCGAUGAUUGGGACUCCUGUCUAUGCUCAUGUGUAUGCUCCUCUCCAUUUUGCUGUCUCUCAGUUGAAACUGAUUCUCCUCUGUGGUCUCUCCACAUUAAUUCAUAUACCAACCAAACCACCUGUCAUGGAUCGAAAGCCACCGACUCCUCGGCUACUCUGGAUAACCCACCAUCCUGCUGUUGAUUUGGAGCUGCUGGACGACAGCAAUUCUGGCGAUGUUGGCCAUCAAGGAGAUCCUAUCUCUGCGCAUGGGGGCACCAUGUGGAAGCAUGUAGAUAGUGGUGUGUUGACUUGGUUGCUGCAUCGACCCUACUUCACGACUAGUGAUAGUUAAUAAGGCCAAUUACAUCACAGCAGCAAGCCUGUUAAUCUCUGAAGGAUUUCUUAUUGGUGACAGCGAGCUGCAUUAUGCUAUACCGAGUAAAGCUCCUUCACCUUGGGCGUUAGCGUGAGCGUCAGCCAAAAUAUUUGGUCGGUCGUCUCCGACCUGGGAUAAUCACCCUAGGCUGGAAAAAGGAAGCCGCGGAAGGUCCAGUCCCAGCGA
Aspergillus novofumigatus IBT 16806 is the source of this 550-nucleotide messenger RNA. RefSeq lists its product as uncharacterized. The coding region runs from base 8 to 340 and encodes 110 amino acids. NCBI's taxonomy places the organism in Eukaryota, Fungi, Ascomycota, Eurotiomycetes, Eurotiales, Aspergillaceae. The record is from RefSeq and is a predicted model, not a curated record. The transcript is spliced from 2 exons.